This is a messenger RNA of Daucus carota subsp. sativus, 2936 nucleotides long. Its product is annotated as BTB/POZ domain-containing protein NPY5. The record is from RefSeq and is a predicted model, not a curated record. Lineage: Eukaryota; Viridiplantae; Streptophyta; Magnoliopsida; Apiales; Apiaceae. The coding region runs from base 686 to 2536 and encodes 616 amino acids. Gene Ontology annotation, molecular function: protein binding. The transcript is spliced from 6 exons.
GUGCUGAUUCUAAAGAGAUAGGGUGGUAAAUACAGGGCUGAGGUGAAGGGAGUGGGAUGAUGAGUUGACGAGACUACUGGAACAUUCUGAACUCGUCUGUCAUUUUGCGAAAACAUUGUGUUCCUGUAGUGGCUAACAAAGAUCAGGGACAACUCAUCUUUUCAUUGGCUGCCUUUUCUUUCCUGUUAUAUGGCUUAAAUCUUUGUGUGGUGGGGUCUCUUCUCUCCUUUGUUCCUGUCUCCCUCACACUUUUACUACUUGUUUCAUACUGCCGCUCUCUCUCAUCUCACUGCUCAUUCUCCAGUUUUCGUGGUUUUGAUUCUCUCUACUUUGAUGCUUUCUUGCAUUACUUCACAGGAUCUGUGAGACUCUUAAGGUUUGAAGAAUAUUUAAUACACACAGAUUUAUAUCUAUAAAGAAUUGAACAAUCAAGGGUGGGUGUGAGUUGUCAGUGUUGAUAAAGUGGGAAGGGGUUAAAGUAUAUUUGGAGUUUUAAAAAGAGUGAACCAUUACCUCUGUCUCCUUGCCAAACCAUUUGUACCCGUAGUUCUUGGGCUGUGUUUCCAAGCAAGGUAGCAAGCAAAACUCUACUUGGGUUCUCCUGUAACUCUUUCAACAUUUUCUUGCUACUUUUUGAGUUAAGAUUUGAGAUCUUAGAGGUUGGGAAUAUCUUCGAGUUUACAAGAUGAAGUUUAUGAAGCUUGGAUCUAAGCCUGAUUUAUUUCAGACUGAAGGAGAUAAUAUUAGGUAUGUAGCAAGUGAACUCGCAACAGAUGUGGUUGUGAAUGUUGGAGACAUCAAGUUUUAUCUGCAUAAGUUCCCACUUUUGUCCAAGAGUGCCAAACUGCAGCAGUUGGUUUCCAUGGCAAGUGAUGAAAUUAGUGAUGAAAUCAUGAUUCAUGAUAUCCCUGGUGGACCUGCCGCAUUUGAAGUGUGUGCAAAGUUCUGUUAUGGUAUGACUGUCACCCUCAAUCCAUACAAUGUAGUUGCAGCGCGGUGUGCAGCAGAGUACCUGGGAAUGUAUGAGACUCUUGAGAAAGGGAAUCUAGUUUACAAGAUAGAUGUUUUUCUUAACUCCAGCAUUUUGAGAAGCUGGAAAGAUUCAAUUAUCGUUCUUCAAACAACAAAGUCUCUUCUUCCAUGGUCUGAGGAGCUGAAGCUAGCCAGUCACUGUCUAGACUCCAUAGCUUCCAAAGUUGCCAUUGAUGUUUCCCAGGUGGAGUGGUCAUACACUUACAAUCGUAAAAAGCUACCAUCUGAGAAUGGAAAUGAUUCACAAUGGAAUGGUGUAAGAAAACCUCAGACAGUGCCCAAAGAUUGGUGGGUAGAGGAUCUUUGUGAGCUCCAAAUUGAUUUAUACAAGCAGGUUGUAGAAACUAUAAAAGCUAAAGGAAGAACUUCUGCUGAUGUUAUAGGAGAAUCCUUGAGAGCAUAUGUUAUGAGGAGGUUUCCAGGUUUAAGCAAGGGUAUUAUACAGGGAGGUGAUAUCAAUAAAAGUCGGUCUCUAAUUGAGGCCAUCAUAGGUCUGCUUCCCGUGAACGACAGCUGUGUGCCCUGCAGUUUCUUACUUAAAUUGUUUCAGGCAUCUAUUCUGUUGGAUUGUGGGGAAACAGAAAAAAAAGUGCUCAUGAAACACAUAGGUAGGCAGUUGGAAGAGGCAGCAGUUUCUGAUCUUCUUAUUCGAGCUCCACCAGGAGAACCAACAAUAUACAACGUAGAUGUGAUGAAUAACCUAGUGGAAGAGUUUCUGGUACAAGAGUUUCCUGAUUCUCCUGAAGAAAUUGAGUGCGAGGAAAUUAAAGUUCCUCGGUUCAUAUCUAGUUCAUCCAAGAUGAAGGUAGCCAAGCUGGUAGAUGGAUACCUUGCUGAAGUCGCUAGAGAUCCAAGUCUACCUCUAUCCAGUUUUGUUGAUCUAGCAGAUAAGGUGUCAGGUUUUGCAAGACCAAACCAUGAUGGCCUUUAUCGUGCCAUCGAUAUGUAUCUGAAGGAACACCCUGACAUUAGCAAGAGUGAUCGGAAAAGAAUUUGCAGGCUGAUGGACUGCAAAAAAUUAUCAGCAGAUGCGUGUACGCAUGCAGUGCAGAACGAGCGACUCCCUAUGCGUGUGGUGGUGCAGGUCCUCUUCUUUGAGCAAAUGAGGGCUGCAUCAUCUGGUGGUGGAAGCACACCUGAGAUACCUGGGUCUAUUAAGACAUCACUCCCAGGCGGUUCACAUGGAAGCUCAAGGUCAACCACAACCAACACAGAGGAAGACUGGGAUUCUAUUCCCACUGCUGAAGAGCUCAAAGCUUUAAAAGGUGAGCUUGCUACUUUAAGGUUGAGGGAUGAGGGUAAUGUGAAUGGAGUAAAAGAUACUGAAAAACUCACAAGCAAUAGGCUGAAAGGGACGCUCAUGUCGAAAAGGAUAUUUUCAAAACUUUGGUCAAACAAAGACAGACAAAGUGACCUCAGUAGCUCUGAAACCUCAGAGAGCCCUACUUCGACGCAAGAAACAAAGUCUACAACUUCAAGAAGUCGAAGACACUCUUUGUCGUAGUGAUCGCAGAAUUUCACACGAUUAAAUUCAUUAGGUUGAUAGAAAACCACUGACUGUCACUGACCGGAAGACCAGACUGAAGAUUUAUGUUUAUGGUGCAAGAAAAACAGUUGGAGGAUUUAUAUUUAGAUUAAUUUAACUGUCCCUCGCUAAUGUCACUUUGUUGAUCUGCAGAGAAAUGAAACUAUGUAAGUCUAUGUUUUCACAAUUGGUUUCCUUGAAAACCCAGUUUUGUUCUGUGCUACUGGAAAGUAAUGCAAAGUUCUAAGUCUGUGUCGAGUAGAUUCCCGGUAAACAAAACAUUGUCUCAUGAUGAAAGUUUAUUUUCCCAGUUUGUUACUCCAUCUAAAGACAGUUCUUAAGUGAUGAAAUUAUAAACCGAGUUUGAGAUCUAUUAGUA